AUAUAAAUCACAUGUUACCAUAGCUGGCAGCAUAUGAAUCCUACAUUCUCAUCCACUGAGCCUGUCAUAAAAGCUAGUACUUAGUUGUUAGUUUGCCUCUGCUAGUUGCCAUUAUUCACAUUUCACUCAACUCACCCCAAGAAUAAUGGAACAUAGAAGAAACUCAUCAUGGUUUCUUCUAUUCUCAACUCUUUCUUGUCUUUUUCUCCCAUGUUUCUUAGGUUCUGUUGGAGCUUACAAAAAUUACACAGUGGGAGAUUCUUUAGGCUGGUUUGACAAUCUUGAAAAGCCAACUGUUAAUUAUCAGAAGUGGGUUGCCAAGAAACAAUUCAGCUUGGGAGAUUUCCUCAUUUUCAACACAGACAAUAACCACUCUCUUGUUCAAACAUAUAAUUUCACCACAUACAAACAAUGUGAUUAUGAUGAUGCACAAGACAAGGACACAAUCCAAUGGUCAUCAGUUGAUCCGUCCAACACUGAUAUACAUCCAGUCACAGUGGCAGUUCCUUUACUGAAAGAAGGGGCAACAUAUUUCUUCUCUAGUGAUUAUGAUGGUGAACAAUGCAAAAAUGGACAACAUUUCAAAAUAAAUGUGACUCAUGGACAAGGGUUGCCGAAGAGUCUUCAAAAGCCGUCCGAAGAUUCUCCAUCUCCUGCUAGUCCGAUUUCUGGUGACGAUGAGUCUGCACCAGACACAAAUGUUCCUUCCAAUUUCAACAAUCCUAAGGAAGAUAGUGACGAUGAAAAAACUAGUGACAAAGAUAAAGAUAAAGAGGAAUCAAGUUCUCUUUCGAUGUUAAAGUAUGUAAAAUUUCACAACAAGUUAUAUGGUUGCCUUGUUUUAUUAGGGACAUUUUUCUUUUUUUAGUAUGUUAAGAUACCCUUUAUUUAUUUUAUAAUAAUUUAUUAUAGAUUUUAUUAUCUUCUUAAUUAAAUUUUGUUGACGUGAGAUGUGAGCUAGGGUAUACUAUAUCUAUGUUAUUGUUGUAUAAAACUUCAAAUUAUAUUUAUGGUGUAAAUUUCAAAUAGUAUAUUGAGAAAGAACAAGAGUUCAAGAAAUUGUCCCUUUUGUUUUUAA
Molecule: messenger RNA, 1078 nt
Organism: Medicago truncatula (barrel medic)
Lineage: Eukaryota; Viridiplantae; Streptophyta; Magnoliopsida; Fabales; Fabaceae
Product: blue copper protein
Exons: 2
Coding region: 146-868 (240 amino acids)
Cellular component (GO): plasma membrane
Molecular function (GO): electron transfer activity
Source: RefSeq, a predicted model, not a curated record